This is a messenger RNA of Trematosphaeria pertusa, 1224 nucleotides long. RefSeq lists its product as uncharacterized. Bases 1 to 1224 code for a protein of 407 amino acids. The record is from RefSeq and is a predicted model, not a curated record. The transcript has a single exon. NCBI's taxonomy places the organism in Eukaryota, Fungi, Ascomycota, Dothideomycetes, Pleosporales, Trematosphaeriaceae.
AUGGAUCGCCGCAAAGAAAUGCGCACCGAUGCGUCCGCUGCAUUACAGCUGUCCAUCACUGAAUCCCUCAGGAACCUCUACCUUGGAAUUUUAGCGUACAUCUUUGGGGACCAAGAGAUGUCUAGCGUCAAGCCUGAAAUACUCCUGAACCGAAUGCUCUCCACGAAAUCGGCCAUCUCAACAACCUCUAUCUGCACCGAUAAGAAUCAGUGGGCUCGCGAUGGCAUCGGAGAGAAAGUUUUCACGACAGUCGGGCAAGGACAGUGCGGUACCGUGUAUGCACUUCGAGGGACCACGAUGGUUAUCAAGCUGCCAAACUCUCCUCAAAAAUCAGACCAGCUAUUCAACGAUUUCCAGAUUCACUCCGCAGUGAAAAAUGCUUUCACCUCUCUGCCUGCAACGAUGCGCACCAGCUACAAUAUCAACAUCCCCGAGGUGAAAAUGUGGGUGGAUCCCGUGGCCUCCCAUUUCUGGUCUGAACAUGCGUCUAUGUUCCCAGACACCGAGAAUUCUGUCGAUGUUCCAAAUUAUGGCCUAGUUACAGAACGUAUCUUUCCGCUACCUCUCCCUGUCCGGUCUGCCAUCGUGGAUACAUUCUGUCCGAAAGAGAUCAAGAAACAGAAGGACAAGUUCCUCAAGAUGCCGGAGAAUAAGGAUUGUCUCGUCCGACUUUAUCUGGGUAGAUAUCGGAAGGACAGUCCCAUGACCCCCGAAAAUGUCCGGCUUCGUAACUUCCCACUGCAUAUCGACGAGAUGCAGUACCUCAAGCUCGACGUUGAAAUGUUCGCAAAGAUGAUAGCACAAGCACUAGCGGUUCUGCAUUGGAAGGUUGGUGUGGACGCGAACGACAUCGAAUUUGUUCUUGGGAGCACCCCAGAGAUAAGUCCGGCACCAUCAGCUACAGAGAUUCAGAAUGCAGGAAAAGACACCUCGGCUGCCUACUAUGUUUCGGACUUCAAACACCGGACGGUGUCAAUGUGGCUUUUGGAUUUCAACCUGUGUGCGAAGUUCAGCAAGGACCCUUCAGGCCUAAAGAAGAUCGUGGACGGUUUCUGGUGGAACGAUCCCUACUAUCCUCGUCCUAGUGACAAGUUGUGGGACGUGUUCGUAGAGCACUACCUGGGGAUCAGUUAUGAGUUCAACAAGACUACUAUGCCGAAGGCAUUCAUCGACGAGGUAGUUGAGGUUGGCAAGAAGCGUGCAGCGGGUGGCUUAUUUGCAUAG